AUGCCACCACCCGACCGAAAACCCUUAAGCUCAAACAUACGCGCCCUCGACCACAAAGAUGCCAAAAUCCUCGCGCAAACAGGACGACUCCCCUCAAAGAAUGCACCAGCUUCUUCGCCAGUCCCUCCACCAGCGCCAUCAUCAGCCCCAGAAUCACCAGGCCCCAGCCUGGCUCGCAAAAGGCAUCUCCACUCCUUCUUCUCCAACUUCCGCCAACGCUGCGCAGCUCUCCCCCGCCCAGUACGGCUCAUGGGCCGGGGCGCUCGCGCUUUAAUCCCACUCAUUCCAAUCAGUCUUUUCUUCUCGGAGCAUGUUCUGCAAAUAAUGUGGGUUAAGGGCCCGUCGAUGACGCCGUAUCUGAACGAGGACUAUGACCAAAUGCAAACGAAAAGCGAUAUGGUGCUGGUAAAUAUGUGGUCGAUGCAUCGGCUACUGCCUUGGAAGGAUAAGCGGAGGUUGGAAAGGGGGAUGGUGGUUACAUUCCGGUCACCCGGCAAUUCAUCCCAUGUCGCCGUCAAGCGUGUCAUUGGUCUCCCCGGUGAUCGUAUUACUACCCGUGAACCGUGCAUGAAAGCUACUCAGAUCGUACCUUACAAUCAUGUUUGGCUGGAGGGCGAUGCAGAGGACCCGGGCAGAUCGAUGGAUAGCAAUACUUAUGGGCCCGUCAGUAUCAGUCUGAUCAGCGGUCGAGUCAUUGGUGUGCUGACUCCACGAAUGCGCUGGUUGGAUUGGACAAAGUGGGAGUCUGGGCAUGUGGAUGAUGCUGGGCCGGAUAGUCAGUUGGGCCCUAAUUAUCGGCAGGAAGUACGCGAUCGUGUCUUAAAGGAUGCUGUCAAGUUGGAGAAACCACCUGAUUUUUGA
Messenger RNA from Penicillium daleae, 861 nucleotides. RefSeq names its product putative mitochondrial inner membrane protease subunit Imp2. The record is from RefSeq and is a predicted model, not a curated record. Bases 1 to 861 code for a protein of 286 amino acids. NCBI's taxonomy places the organism in Eukaryota, Fungi, Ascomycota, Eurotiomycetes, Eurotiales, Aspergillaceae. The transcript is spliced from 2 exons. Gene Ontology annotation, molecular function: serine-type endopeptidase activity. Gene Ontology annotation, cellular component: membrane; mitochondrial inner membrane peptidase complex. Gene Ontology annotation, biological process: mitochondrial respiratory chain complex assembly.